This is a messenger RNA of Myxocyprinus asiaticus (Chinese sucker), 6866 nucleotides long. Its product is annotated as NACHT, LRR and PYD domains-containing protein 12-like. The record is from RefSeq and is a predicted model, not a curated record. Gene Ontology annotation, molecular function: protein binding. The transcript is spliced from 15 exons. Lineage: Eukaryota; Metazoa; Chordata; Actinopteri; Cypriniformes; Catostomidae. The coding region runs from base 339 to 3605 and encodes 1088 amino acids.
GUGGGUUGUGAGUGCCCACGAAGGAUACACCUCAUGCAUCCUCCGAAUUCCCGUGAAAGAAGGUCACAUUCGAAGUGUCCUACUCGAUUUUCUGAAACUAGAAAUCCUUGAUGACGUAUGCAGCCGACAAAUGCGACCUUCGGAGGAAGAAUCCAUCCAAACGAGACACAGCCUGCAUUAAAUCAAAAGUGAAACAAAAAAUGGGAACACUAAGGCAUAUUGGAACCACAUUCGCAAGAUAACAACGCCGUAAGGGUCCAAAAUCACAAAAUUUAAGAAGCCUCUCAUAUGAAGAAAGUGAGACAGUGGAAGACUUGAGUCCAGCUCAAAAGGAAAAAAUGGAUUCACCUGAACCCAGCUGUGUUUCCUUGAAGACUGACCAAUCCAUGGAAAUUCCACUGAAUUUCAAAGGCUCUUUUAGUUCAGUUCAGGAGAGCUCAGGAUCACCACAACAUAGCUGUGUUUCUGUGAAGAGUGACCAGUUAGUGGGCCAACCCAUUGAUUUUAAAGAUGGACACUUUUCUUCUAAGCAAAGCAAUGACAAACAGACUGAAUCAAAGUCCUCCAACAGAGAGCAACUUGAGACUGUUUUCAAGGAGCUUGAGCACAGAAUCAUCUCUCUGAUGAAGAAGGAGCUAAAGAAGUUCAAAAGGUUACUAAGCCCAGAUUCCCCAGCAUGUUCUGAGAGAGAGGAGGAGGAUGAUGGUCAUAGCACAGUCAGAGAGGAGGUUUUGAAGAUCACACUGCAUGUCCUGAGGAAGAUGAACCAGACAGACCUCGCUAACAUACUUCUCAACGAACAGGCUCCAGUAUAUCAGAAAAAACACAAAUCUAGACUUGCAAUGCAGUUUCAAAAAAUGAAUGAGGGAAUAUCGAAUAAAGAAAGCUCAACACUUCAUGAGAUCUACACAGAGCUAUACAUCACAGAAGGAUGGAGUGCAGAGGUCAAUACUGAACAUGAGGUGAGACAGAUUGAGACAGCAUCAAGGCGACCAGAGACACAGGAAACACCAAUCAAAUGCAAUGAAAUCUUUAAAGCCUUAUCUGGACAAAACAAACCCAUCAGAACUGUACUGUCUAAAGGAGUUGCUGGAAUUGGAAAAACAGUCUCUGUGCAGAAGUUCAUCCUUGAUUGGGCCGAAAAAAAAGCCAACCAGGAUGUUUACUUCAUGUUUCCACUUCCUUUCAGAGAGCUCAAUUUGAUGGAGAAAAAUCUUAGUCUGAUGGCGCUUCUGAAUCACUUUUUUGUAGAACUGAAAGAACUGAGAAUGAAAGACUUCAAUGACUACAAAGUCAUAUUUAUCUUUGAUGGUUUGGAUGAGUGUCGACUUUCUUUAGAUUUUCAAGACAAUCGAAGCUUGUGUGAUGUAACAGAAUCAGCUUCGAUAGACGUGCUUUUGACCAACCUUAUAAAGGGGAAUCUGCUUCCGUCUGCUCUCCUCUGGAUCACCUCUCGACCAGCAGCAGCCAGUCAGAUUCCUCCUGAGUAUGUUGACCAUGUAACAGAGAUAAGAGGGUUCAAUGACCCUCAAAAGGAUGAGUAUUUCAGGAAAAGAAUAAAAGAUCAGAAACUGGCCAAAAGAAUCAUCACACACGUCAAAUCAUCAAGAAGCCUGUACAUCAUGUGUCACAUACCAGUCUUCUGUUGGAUUACAGCUACUAUUCUAGAAAGAAUGUUGAGUGAAGCAGAGAGUGCAGAGAUCCCCAAGACUCUCACUCAAAUGUUUACAUACUUCCUGAUCUUUCAGAUGAAACAAAGGAGCCAGAAAUACCAUGGAAAUAGUGAAAUCGAUCCUCACCAGACCAGAGAGAUUGUGCUUUCCCUGGGAAAGCUGGCCUAUCAACAUCUGGAAAAAGGGAACAUUAUCUUCUAUGAGGAGGAUCUGAGAGAGUGUAGCAUUGAUGUUACAGAAGCAUCGGUGUACUCAGGAGUAUGUACCCAAAUCUUCAGAGAGGAGUUUGGACUGUACCUGGGGAAGGUGUACAGCUUUGUGCAUUUGAGCAUUCAGGAAUUUCUUGCUGCUGUGUACAGGUUUCUAUUAUUUGAUCAAGACAAAGAAAACCAGUCAAACAUAACAGAUUUUCUGAAGAGUGAAGUUGACAAGGCUUUACAGAGUGAGAAUGGACACCUGGACCUUUUCCUGCGAUUCCUUCUGGGUCUCUCACUGGAGUCCAAUCAGAUUCUCUUUCAAGGUCUACUGACACAGACAGGAAGCACCUCUCACAGUGAUCAGGAAAUAAUUGAGUACAUAAAGCUGAAGAUCAGGGAGAAUCCCUCUCCAGAAAAAUCCAUUAAUCUGUUCUACUGCCUGAAUGAACUGAAUGAUCAUUCUCUAGUGAAGGAAGUCCAGAAAUACCUAAGCAUAACAAGUGCCAGUAAAACAUCUGACAUCAGACUGUCUCCAUCCCAUUGGUCAGCUCUGGCAUUUGUGUUGCUGAACUCUAAAGAGGAUCUGGAUGAGUUUAAACUAAGUAAAUAUGAUCCAUCUGAAACAUGUCUUCUGAGGCUGCUGCCAGUGGUCAAAGCAUCUCAAAGAGCUAUUCUGAGUGACUGUAAUCUCAAAGAUAAAAGCUGUGCAGCACUGGCCUCAGUUAUCAGCUCAAAGUCCUCAAGGCUGAGAGAGCUAGACCUGAGUUAUAAUAACCUGCAGGAUUCAGGAGUAAAGCUGCUCUCUGAUGGACUGAAGAAUCAACAUUGUAAAGUGGAGACAUUGCAGUUGUCCAACUGCAGUAUUACAAAUAAAGGCUGCACAGAUCUGGCUUUGGCUCUAAGCUUAAACCCCUCACACCUAAGAGAUCUGAACCUAAGUGACAAUAAACCAGGAGACUCUGGAGUGAAGCUGCUCUCGGAUCUACUGAAGGAUCCCCGUUGUAAACUGGAGAAACUAGGGUUGUCCAACUGUGGUAUCCCAGAGGAAGUUUGUACUGCUCUGGCAUCUGCUCUGGGGACAAACCCCUCACACCUGAGAGAACUGAAUCUGAACUGGAAUAAUACAGGAGAUUCAGUAAAGGAGCUCUCUGCUCUACUGGAGGAUACACACUGUAAAUUGGAGAAACUACAGUUGUCUUGCUGCAGAAUUAAAGAGGAAGGUUGUGCUGCUCUGGCUUCAGCUCUGAGAUCAAACCCCUCACACCUGAGAGAACUCAAUCUGAGUGGGAAUAAACUAGGAGAUUCAGGAGUGAAGCUGCUUUCUGAUCUACUGAAGGAUCCACAGUGCAAACUGGAGAAACUACAGCUGUAUAAUUGUAGAAUUAAAGAGGAAGGUUGUGCUGCUCUGGCUUCAGCUCUGAGAUCAAACCCCUCACACCUGAUAGAACUUAAUCUGAGUGAGAAUAAACCAGGAGAUUCAGGAGCUAAACUGCUUUCUGAUCUACUGGAGGAUCAACUAUGUAAAAUUGAAAGCCUCAGGCUGUCUAACUGCAAUAUUGGAGAGGAAGGUUGUGCUGCUCUGGCUUCAGCUCUGAGAUCAAACCCCUCACACCUGAGACAGCUGAAUCUGAACUGGAAUAAACCAGGAAACUCAGCUGUGAAGCUGCUUUCUGAUCUAUUAGAGGAUCCACAGUGUAAAUUGGAGAAAUUAGACAUGAACACACCCUACAAGUGAUAUGCUAUGAGUAUCAGACACAGAGGGCCAUUCAGAAGACAUUGUGCCUGUGUGAUUGAUUUCCCUUCCCCAGUUUAGGAGCUCCUCCCCCUUAUUAUCACCUGUCUCCUGUGAUUGGCUGAACAACACAGAUACCUGGAUUUGGAGGGAGUUAAAAGGGAGAACAAAGAAGCUGCAAAAGAGCUGUUGUCUGAGGUGUUGUUUGGGUAUUAGUUGUAGGAUCUCAUGGGCCAUUUCAUGGAAUCGUUAAUUUCCACGCUCAGAGGCCCCUGGAAAUUCCUCAGAAGCCAUAAACUAAGAAACUGACAAAAUGGCUCCUUAAAGUCUGGCAUGACCCAGCUAAAUGAGAUAAGGCCAUCUGUGCAACUUAGUCAUUUUGAGAAACAAGGGCAGAUCUGUCCGAACAAACACUUGGAAAACCCCCACCACAACACAUUCCAAGAGAGAGUUAAAGAACCGUCGCCCUCGAAACCCAUGAAAUAACCAAUUUGACACACUUGAAAUGAGACAUUUCCUGGGGAACGCCUGACCGUCAUAUGCUAAAACUCACCCAAGACAAAAAGAGCUUGAUGACUUGAAGAAAGCAGGCUUUCUUUGAAAGGAUUCCUUGGUAUUAUCUUUAGCAGAAUAAACUAAUGCUCAUAACUUCAAAUGUACAAAUGAAUUUUUCAAGUGUGUACAAGUGUAUCUCAGGACAUCUCAUCUUAAUCUAGGAACUUUGACACAAACGCAAAAUUUACUGUAAUGUAAUUUUAUCCUGCAUCUAAUCUGCCAAAGUGCCUAGAACGUUCAAUUCAAGGUUUAACCUGAUCAUAAUCCUGACAAUUAUGUUUUUCAUAAUGUGUAAUGUAUUAUUCUUGUUUAAAACUAACAAACUAAUUAGUAGGAAGUUCAUGCAUUAUAACUAAAUGAUAAUUGAAAUUUAAUAAGAAAGUAUGUCAUGUUUAAUAUGGAAAUGUUUGCCUGUUUAUGUAGAAAAUGUUGAUGUUAACAGAUGUCAUGUCUCUUAAACUGAUUUCAAGAUAUAAAAUGUAUGUUUAAAACAUGUACUAUUUUUAAGAAUCCUUUACACAAAGGAUUGUAAAGCAAAUUUGAAAAGGACAGAUAAGCUGACCAUGUGACUCUGGAAAGCCGCCUCUGAUUGGCUUAGAGCAUCUUUGUGCUGCGGCCAGUCUACACUCAAGACUCUGGUACCAAAGAAGUCUCUUCGGUCUUCUCUCUUCUUCGGCUUUCUUCUCCACUUCUUCACUUCCUCUGCAGCUCCUCAUUCCUCCAUGCUCUUGCCCUCGUGGCGUGCAGCCUCCGUGCCAUGUAGAGUCCAAGGAAGCUCGGGACACGAAGUCCCGAGGAAGCCUCUCACUCUCUGCUCUAUGGUUCACACACGUAUUGGGAGUCCCGAGUCUUCCUUGCAGAAAAAUCAUUUAUUCAUCGACGCAACGGACAUCCACGAUCUGGGAGGCGGUCCAAGAUGGCGGCUUGUUAAGACAACUUUUUGUAGCUCUGCUGACUGAUAACUUUUUUUUUUUUUUUUUUUUUGCACUUUUUUAAUAAACUUUUUGUUCAUUCACUUAAGAUACAGCUGCUGCAGAAAAAUGCCGAAAAGCGUAAAGAAAGGGCGAAGAAUUUGACGGACGUGUGUAUGGAAAUGCAUGACUACUAAUUAUCUGCUGGUGCUCCAGAUUUCUGUCCAGUUCUUCUCCCUGACACCCCAAUUAAAGCUGCUCCUAAGAAAGGGAAGAUUGAAUCCUUGGAUGACGUGGUCGCGAUGUUAUCGUCCGUUUCAUUGUUGAUUAAUGAGCGUUCUUAUUCUCUGGAAAAGUUGGUGAAUGCCAAUGCGAUGAAAAUAGAGGGUCUGAAAAAAAUGGUCGACUUUGUCUCCGCUGAAGUGAAGGACAUGAAAGUGAAGGUUGAACAACUUGGUUCCAGGCUACAAAUUGAGGAACAACGAAUAGAGAACUGUGAAACUUGCCUUUCUGAUUUGGAGAGGUAUUCCAGAUGCUAGAAUCUUUGCCUUCGGGGGGUACCUGAGAAAGAGAAGGAGAGCAUCAGGGAUGAAGUCAUCCACAUUUGUGAACGUACAUAUCCCAAAGGAAAGGACAGAUUCUUCUUUACCACUGAUGUUGUUCAGAGGCUGGGAAGAAAACAGGAUCAAGUUGGUAGCAAAUCCAACCCACGUGUUGUUAUUAUACAGUUCAUCUCCCGCAUUGUCAGAGAUGCAGUAUGGAAGGCAGGGAAAUCUUCUGCUUUUCUGAAGGAGAAUGGGAUGCAGUUUGCAGAAGACCUUAUCCCACUAGACCAAGAAAGACGAAAGAAGUUAUGGUCUAAGGUGGAGGAAGCCCAUGCUGUAGGAAAGUCGCCCAUGCUUAUAUUAAUGGAGUCGAAAUUCAUCUGCACACGUCUGUUGAAAGAUGAAAAAAAAGGUCUACAGACAAAGUUCAUGUCUAUGGAUAAAGUCUCGUAUAACGGAAAAAAAAAUUAUGUUUAGGGAUACAGUCCCAAUGUGCGAACAAAGUUCCCGUCUAAGGACAGUUCUCAUCUAUGGAUAAAGUUCCUGUGCGUGGACAAAAUUCCUGUUUGUGGACAAAGUUCCCAUCUAUAGACAAAUGCUCCAGCUGAUGGAUUAAGUUCCUGUCUAUGAUUAAAGUCUUCUGUGCGGGCAAUGUUCUUGUCUAUUGAUAUAGUUCUAGUCAACGGAAAUACUCAUACAUGUAAAAAUUGGUAUGACAUUUAAUACUUUAUUUGCCAGUAUGGUUAAGGUUGUGCUGCUCUGCUUAGGUAUAGUUGUCAUUUAUUGGCGGUUAUCUAUUAAUAUUUGGUCAGUUGAGCUACCAUUUUCAGGUUUACACUACUUUUUGUACUUUUCUUGAACUUGUUAUAACAUUCUCGUUCUUUUUUUUCCCUCUAUUUCAUUAUAUCUGUUUCUGUUAACUCUCUAAAUGCUAGGGGAAUUAGAGAUUCUGUAAAGCAUAAAGCUCUUUUUCUUUUUGGGAAAACAUAUAACAGAUUUCUUUAUUUUUAAUUUUUUUCAAGAGUUGCAAUCAACUACGAAUGAUUAAAGUUUUUGGAAAUCACAAUGGGGAGUUGAUGCUUGGUUUUCUCAUGGGUCAGAACGUUCAGCAGGUGUUUUAGUGCUUAAGAAUAAAUUUGCUGGUAAUGUCUUACAUUGUUACUGUGACCCCCAUGGUCAUCUUAUAUUCAUGGUUAUUUCAAUCAGUAAUAUCUUUAUCUUUCUGAUGAAUAUUGAUGAAUACAAUACUUUAU